AUGGCUCAAAAGGCACGCAAAGAUAGAGCCAAGUCCAAUGUGGCAACGCUCAACAACCUCCAUCUCGGCUCACUCAUCGUCAAUGGCCUCUUCCUGCUGCUCAACUUCAUCUUCAGGUCACGGUCCCUUCUGACCUGGUUCGUCCUCUCGCUUCCCAGCUUUAUCUGCCAGUUCAUCUUGGAAAAGUCGGGCCGUCCGACAUACGACCCCUCCACCAAGGCUCUCAAGUCAUCCGGAGAGGAUCUUGCGGCUGCUGGACUCACCGAGUACAUGUUCGACGUGGUCUGGGUGACUUGGGCCGCCGCCAUUCUCGUGGCUCUUUUCGGAAACUGGGCUUGGUUCCUAUGGACUAUCGUGCCCGCUUAUGGGCUCUACAAGGGCUAUGGCAUGUUUGGUGCUGCUAGGCAAAUGGCUCAACUAGGUGGAAGCGCGGAUGCCGGUGCACCUGCCGUGGGCAACCGCAAGCAACGGCGGGCGGCAGCUUAA
Molecule: messenger RNA, 486 nt
Organism: Podospora pseudocomata
Lineage: Eukaryota; Fungi; Ascomycota; Sordariomycetes; Sordariales; Podosporaceae
Exons: 1
Coding region: 1-486 (161 amino acids)
Biological process (GO): vacuolar protein processing
Cellular component (GO): intracellular membrane-bounded organelle
Source: RefSeq, a predicted model, not a curated record